Molecule: messenger RNA, 259 nt
Organism: Racocetra persica
Lineage: Eukaryota; Fungi; Glomeromycota; Glomeromycetes; Diversisporales; Gigasporaceae
Source: the annotation of a GenBank genome assembly
AUUGGGAUGAAGGUUGGGAUGAUAGUAUUGAUCAGAUAGAUUUUAAUGGAAAUACCAGUAUUGUUCGGAGAUUAGAAGUUUUUCAAGUACAAAUGAGUGAAUAUUGUUUGAAUGAGUCAAGAAAACCCGAAAAAGUAGCUACUUUGUUCAAUGAAACAGGUGAAACGUAUUAUUUACAUUUGCGUGAUGAUUGGCUAGAAACACCUAUUUAUGAUGGAAAUGUUGUCAAUGUCUUUGGAAAUUUUGACAAUGAAAACAG